AUGGCUUCCCCGAGCAAGGCAGUUAUUGUUCCUGGGAAUGGAGGUGGGGAUGUGGCCACCCACGGCUGGUACGGCUGGGUGAAGAAGGGGCUGGAGCAGAUACCUGGUUUCCAGUGUUUGGCUAAAAACAUGCCUGACCCAAGAUUACCAAAGAGGUACGCAGAAACACACCGAGUAUAUGCUAUUGUGUUAGUGUCUGCAUAUACCUCUGACUUGGGGGAUGAAAACGAGCGUGCCAGUGGAUACUUCAGCCGUCCCUGGCAGUGGGAGAAGAUCAAAGCCAACUGCCCUUACAUUGUGCAGUUUGGCUCCACUGAUGAUCCUUUCCUUCCCUGGAAGGAACAACAAGAAGUGGCUGAUAGGUUGGAAGCCAAAUUGUACAGAUUCACUGACCGUGGCCACUUUCAGAAUAUGGAGUUUCAUGAACUGAUUAGCGUGGUAAAGUCUAUGCUGAAAGUACCAGCAUAGGUAGGAUUACUUCUGCUAUUUUACAUUCCAAUGUAGGGGUAGAGCAAUGAUCAGGUUAUUAAUAGAUAAAAAUUAUCUAUUAUGAGAUGAUUAGUAGACACA
This is a messenger RNA of Puma concolor (puma), 570 nucleotides long. NCBI's taxonomy places the organism in Eukaryota, Metazoa, Chordata, Mammalia, Carnivora, Felidae. The record is from RefSeq and is a predicted model, not a curated record.